Closterium sp. NIES-65 is the source of this 5418-nucleotide messenger RNA. The record is from the annotation of a GenBank genome assembly. Lineage: Eukaryota; Viridiplantae; Streptophyta; Zygnematophyceae; Desmidiales; Closteriaceae.
AUGUUUCUCCGCAAGAAGAGCUCGCUGACGUCCAACAUCCUGGGCCGGCCGCCGGCUGACAUCCGCGACAAGUUUCUGAUGGGGAAGGAGCUGGGCAAGGGGCAGUUCGGCGUGACUUACCUGUGCACGGACAAGGUCACGGGCGAGCAGCUCGCGUGCAAGUCGCUCGCCAAGCGACGGAUUGGGUCCAAAGAAGAGGUUGAGGAUAUCAGGAAGGAGAUCGCCAUCAUGCACCACCUGGGCGGCCACCCGCACAUCGUGCAGCUGAGGGGCGCCUUCGAGGACAAGCACAACGUGCACAUCGUCAUGGAGCUCUGCGCGGGCGGCGAACUCUUCGACCGCAUCGCCGCCCGGGGCCACUACAGCGAGCGGGCGGCAUCGGCGUUAUUCAAAACCAUGAUGGGGGUGGUCGACCACUGCCACCAGAAUAAUGUCAUUCACCGGGACUUAAAGCCCGAGAAUUUUCUGCUCGCGGACCGGAGGGAGGAUGCGCCGCUGAAGGUGGCGGAUUUCGGGCUGUCGUCGUUUUACAAGGAGGGGGAGGUGUUUACUGAGACGGUGGGGAGCGCGUUCUAUGUGGCGCCCGAGGUGCUCAAGGGGAAGUAUGACAAGGCGUGUGACGUGUGGAGCUGCGGAGUCAUUCUCUUCAUCCUGCUCAGCGGCACCCCGCCCUUCUGGGGAGACAUGGAGAAGCAGAUCUUCCACCCCAGCCUUUGCAGCGGACCCCUUAUCUCACUCGUUACCCCCCAUCCCCUCUCCCGCCUUCUCCCACCAGACACGGAGAAGCAGAUCUUCCACCAGGUCCUCAAGGCCACCCCGGACUUUGCAGCGGAUCCCUUAUCCCCCUACACGGAGAAGCAGAUCUUCCACCAGGUGCUCAAGGCGAGUCCUGACUUUGCAGCGGACCCCCUAUUCCCCUGUAACGACUGCUCUUCCUCUGCCUGCCCCUCCCUCCCCCCACCACCAGACACGGAGAAGCAGAUCUUCCACCAGGUGCUCAAGGCGAGUCCUGACUUUGCAGCGGACCCCCUAUUCCCCUGUAACGACUGCUCUUCCUCUGCCUGCCCCUCCCUCCCCCCACCACCAGACACGGAGAAGCAGAUCUUCCACCAGGUGCUCAAGGCGAGUCCUAACUUUGCAGCGGACCCCCUAUUCCCCUGUAACGACUGCUCUUCCUCUGCCUGCCCCUCCCUCCCCCCACCACCAGACACGGAGAAGCAGAUCUUCCACCAGGUGCUCAAGGCGAGUCCUGACUUUGCAGCGGACCCCCUAUUCCCCUGUAACGACUGCUCUUCCUCUGCCUGCCCCUCCCUCCCCCCACCACCAGACACGGAGAAGCAGAUUUUCCACCGGAUCUUCCACCAGGUGCUCAAGGCCACCCCCGACUUUGCAGCGGACCCCUGGCCACAGGUGUCGGACUCGGCCAAGGACCUGGUCAAGCGCAUGCUGCACCCCGACCCUUCUGUGCGCAUCUCCUCCGCUGACGUGCUCCCAGACCCCUGGCCGCAGGUGUCGGACUCGGCCAAGGACCUCGUGAAACGCAUGCUGCACCCCGACCCUGCCCAGCGCAUCUCCUCUGCUGACGUGCUCCGCCACCCGUGGCUGUCCCACGAGAAGCAGUCCGACAAGCCGCUGGGAGAGGCGGUGCUGAAGCGAAUCAAGAAGUUCUCUGCGGCCAACAAGAUGAAGAAGCUUGCGCUCAAGAUGAAGAAGCUGGCGCUCAAGGUGAGAGGGUUGAGAAACCUAAAAAACGACGUGAGAAACCUUCAAUCGCAGGAGGAACCAGUGACUGGCUGUUGGGAGCUGAAGCGAAUCAAGAAGUCCUCUGCUGCCAACAAGAUGAAGAAGCUGGCGCUCAAGGUGAAGGGAGUCGUGGUCAUUGCGUGCAAUCUGAGUCGCGAGGAGAUCCUGGGGCUGAAGAAGCUGUUCAAGGGGAUGGACAAGGACGGCAGCGGCAGCAUCACGUUUGCUGAGCUCAAGACCGGCAUGCAGAAGCUGGGCAACCCCAUGUCGGAGGAGCAGCUGCAGCAGAUCAUGGAAGCGCUCCAGCAGAUCAUGGAAGCGGUAAGAGGGGGAAGGCGGGGGUGUGAGGUUGCAUGCAAGUCUACAUGGGUCAGCAAGCAGGGUGUGCAGAAGCUGGGUAUCCCCAAGUCGGAGGAGCAGCUUCAGCAGAUCAUGGAAGCGGUAAGAGAGGGAGAGCUCAUCACGGCAACGCAACAGAUGAGCAAGGUCGAGAAUGAGGAUUACAUCCCAUCACGCCCUCCCUCUCACACCACUCCAAACUCCCCAUUCCUAUCUUCCAUCGGGUGGCAGGCGGACAUGGACCACAGCGGCAUCAUUGACUACACGGAGUUCAUCACACCCUCUCACACCACUCCUAACCCCUCUCCACACCUUCCCCUGUCCACGUCUUCCUCUCCCAGGCGGACAUGGACCACAGUGGCACGAUCGACUACACGGAGUUCAUCACAGUAUGCGGACAUGAACCACAGCGGCACGAUCGACCACACGGAGUUCAUCACAGCAUGCUUAAAGCUGUUGGGCCUUCUACUCCCACUUACCUCACUUCCUGUCCCCUCUUUUCUUCGUGCGUGCAUUCCGUUCCCCACCCAGGCGGACAUGGACCACAGCGGCACGAUCGACUACACGGAGUUCAUCACAGCGACGAUGCAGAUGAACAAGGUGGAGAAGGAGGAACACAUCUGGAAGGCCUUCCAGCACUUCGACCGCGAUGGGAGCGGGUUCAUCACAGUGAGCGAGCUGAGGGACGCCCUGGCGAAUGAGGACAUGCUGGAGCCGGGCGAGCUGGAGCAGAUCAUUGAAGAGGUGGACACGGAUAAGAGCGGCACGAUUGACUAUGAGGAGUUUGCAGCCAUGAUGAGGAAGCAAGACCAGGAGACAGCCGGCGCACAGAAGCAGAGGCGGACUCGCAGUAUCGCACCCCCUCCUGUCGACCAGGCUCCUUACUGUCACAUUCACAGACUACGGAGCCAAAACGGCACCGAAGCCAGCAGCAGCAGCGACGGCAGCAGCAGGAAUGGAUAUGGAUUUGACUCGGAGGAGAGCAGAGGAAGGAGCGAGAAAUCCACGGAGGUGGAAGGUAGAGGGAAUAAAGGGGAGGAUGAGGAGGAGGGGGAGGGGACGGAAGAGUCAGAGGAGACUGAGGAGGAAGCUAGGGAGAGAGAGCAGCUGAGGGAGAGAAAGAAGCUUCAGGAGUUAAACAGGAGACGCGAAGCGGCCCUUCUCAGUCGCGAUCCGUCCACCCUUCGCUACGCUUACGUCACGCUCCUCUGCGAUGACGUCAUGGCGCCGGGAGCCCUGGUGCUGGUGCAUUCGCUGAAGCGCACUGGCACGCCGCACGACGUGGUGGUGCUGACGAUGAACGUGAGCGAGGUGACGGCGGCGCAGCUGCAGCUGCUGGGAGCGAGGGUGAAGCAGAUCGAGGAGGCCAUUCCUUAUCCCUUUCCAGCCACUCCGAACCGAGUCGCCAUCAACAAACCGUGCAGGUGGGUGGAGUGGGAGAGGCGUUUUUUGGUAGAUAUUGGGGAGUGGAAUGGUUCCCCCUUGCACCCCAUCGCGCACGGGCACGCUGCACGACGUGGUGGUGCUGACGAUGAACGUGAGUAUUCCAAGCUGUUGAUGUAUUCCAAGCUGUGGAUGUGGACGCUCACGGAGUACCACCGCUUGGUCUAUGUCGAUGCGGACCUUCUUGUAAUGAGCAGCCUCGACGACCUCUUCUGCCGCGAUGAGCUCUCGGCUGCACCGGACACCAUCCCUCCUGACCGCUUCAACAGUGGCUUGAUGGUGGUGGCGCCCAGUGACGACACGUUCAGAGACAUGCUGAGCAAGGUAGCAACAACCAAGUCACCCAACGUGGGCGAUCAGGGCUUGCUCAACAACUACUUUUCCGACUGGUACUCUCAGGGUCCCUCCCACCACCUGCCCUACGCCGUCAACCCACUUUUUCGCCUCAGCCCGUCCCCUGACUCUGCUUCUCUCCCCACUGCUCCCCGUUCUCCUCCUACGCAGGUCGCCACCACCAAGUCACCCAACGUGGGCGAUCAGGGCUUUCUCAACAACUACUUUUCCGACUGGUAUUCCCAAGGCCCCUCCCACCACCUGCCCUACGCCUUCAACCCGCUCGUGCGCCUCAGCGGGUGGGAGGGGUGGGAGAAGUUUGUGCAGCCGCAGCUGAGGUUCCCCACCACUCGCAGCUUGGACCACAUCUGGCUCGCUGCUCACAACAACAUCCUGAACCUGAAGGCCCUUGGUGAAGGCACCGCACUCAUUCUCUCUCCACCGCAUUCAAUCCCACUCCCCCCCCAGUUCCCCACCACUCGCAGCUUGGACCACAUCUGGCUCGCUGCUCACAAUGACAUGCUGAAGGCUCUUACAAAAGCCAUGGCUAACACUAAAGCAGCUGGGAAUGGAGAUGGUGGCAGCACUGACGCAAGUGAGCUGUCUGGUAGGGAUGCAGCAGCAGGGGAAGGGGAUGGGGGAGUUGAGACCCUUGGGGCGGGUGGUGAAUAUACCCCUCUUUCUUCCAUCUGCCAAGAGGAGGGAGCGACCACCAAUGGCAGUGUGCGCUACGACAAGCUGACCGUGGUGCUCACAGCAACAGGCAGCAGCACACACCAGACCAUGCAAGCCAUUCGCCACUAUGCCUCAGCGCCUGUGGUUCAAGACAUCUUCGUCCUUCUCAGACAUCUCUCCACAGUGACAGUCCUUGUAAUUGAUGACACCAUUCUGGUGCCCCCUGCUGCUCUCCUCGCCACAUCCCUCCUGCGAUGGAGGGAAGCACCCAACCGCCUGCUCGGAUUCCUCCCUUCAGCCCACUUCCGCCUCUCCAAGGGCGUCCUCAAAAGGCGACUGACUGGGAGACUGGCCGUGCAUGCUACCCUGGCUGCUGUCUUGGUGAUAGACGACACAUUCCUAGUGCCCCCUGCUCUCCUCGCCACAUCUCUCCUGCGAUGGCGGGAAACCCCCAACCGCCUCCUCGGUUUCCUCCCGUCCGCCCACUUCCGCCUCUCCAAGGGCGUCCUCAAAGGGCGACUGGCCGUGCAUGCUUCCCUGGGGCCGGGAGGGGACUACUCAGUGGUUACCGGUGCUCUUCUGCUGCAUAGAAACUACCUGCAUUAUUUUUGCUGCACUAUGAGGGAGGAGGCGAGGGGGUAUUUGGAGUGGGGGAGCGAGGGAGACGGUGGGGGAGAGGGUGGGGGAGAGGGUGCAGGAGGGAGUGAGGGAGGGAGUGGGGGAGGGAGUGAAGGCGGUCUGUGGAAUCCGGCGGCUAGGGCGUGUGCUGAUGUGGCAAUGAACAUGUUGGUGACUCAUCUGUCUGACCUGUCACCGCUGACUGUGUACGACUCAACACAGGAGGUCCAAGGGCCCUUCCCCUUGCCGCCUGCUCCUGCCAUGUAA